CUCCCCCUUCUUCUUCUUCUUCUUCUUCUUCUUCUUCCUGUUUCUCUACCUAAAAAGCACACAAACGCGCCCUCUCAACAGAAACAGAGGAGGAAAAGAUCAAGAAAAAAGAAAAAAAAAGGAAUAAAAAUCUCUCCUUUUUUUUUGGGUGAUGAAGAAGAUCGAAAGCAAUCAGUGCUGCCGGCGCCGUUAAAUGCAUCAGAAGAAAUCAGAAGCUCAGAUCGGCAAGGAAAGCUACGGUCUCUCCUCCGAUUUCAGCCCCAAUCUCCAAAUUCACAUCGCAAUCCCUAACCCUAACCCUAAUCCCUUCGAUCCUAACCCUAAUCACCAUGUUUCUUCUCCUCUGUCAACCCCCCACAAGCGCCCUAUCAUGACCCCAACGAUCCCAAACCCUAACCCCAGCCCCUUCAACCUUCGCCCUAACCCUAGCUCCAACGGCCCUAGCCCCAAAUUCAUCGCCGCCUCCUCCGCCGCCCUCCGCCACCUCCUCCGGCAGCUCCACGUCCGUGUUCGGUUCCUCCUCCUCCUCUCUUUCCCCUCUCUUUACCUCUUCCUCUCAAAUUCAAGCUCGAACUCUUAUCUUUUAGAUUUCCUCGUUGCUCUUUCGCUUUCUUCAUUGCUAUUGGUCAUCCUUUCCCUUUCGCUUAAUAUCGUCCCGAUCCGUUCUCUCCGCCUCCUCCUCACUCGAUCUUCGUCUCUUAUCCUUCCCCGUUAUCACCGUUACCGCUGCCUUGCCAAAAAGCCCAUCCUUUGGUCCAUCGGAUCCGCGGAGAAGCCCAAAUCGGAUAAGAGGCCCAAUACGGGAUCUUGGGUACAGGUCUAUAACAAUGGGGAUGUGUAUGAGGGUGAGUUUCAUAGAAGGAAGUGUUCCGGGAGCGGGGUGUAUUAUUACUAUAUGAGUGGGAGGUAUGAGGGGGAUUGGGUUGAUGACAAGUAUGAUGGGUAUGGGGUGGAGACCUGGGCGAGGGGGAGUCGAUAUAGAGGGCAGUAUAGGCAGGGGUUGAGACACGGCUUUGGUGUCUAUCGGUUUUAUACGGGGGAUGUGUAUGCCGGUGGGUGGAGUAAUGGGCAGAGCCAUGGCUGUGGUGUUCAUACGUGCGAGGAUGGGAGCCGGUAUGUUGGGGAGUUCAAGUGGGGAGUCAAGCAUGGGCUUGGGCAUUACCACUUCAGGAAUGGUGAUACCUAUUCUGGAGAGUACUUUGCAGACAAAAUGCAUGGUUUUGGAGUUUAUCAUUUUGCAAAUGGGCAUCGAUAUGAGGGAUCAUGGCAUGAAGGAAGAAGGCAAGGCUUGGGAAUGUACACAUUUAGAAAUGGAGAGACCCAAGCAGGUCACUGGCAAAAUGGCAUCCUUGAUACUUUGAGCACACAGAAUACUUUUCCUGGAUCUCCUAUUGCUGUGAAUCACUCCAAGGUACUCAAUGCUGUUCAGGAAGCACGAAGAGCAGCAGAGAAAGCAUUUGAUGUACCAAGUGUAGAUGAGAGGGUCAAUAAAGCAGUGGCCGCAGCAAAUAAAGCAGCCAAUGCAGCGAGAGUUGCAGCUGUCAAGGCUGUACAAAACCGGACUUCUGGCACUAGCGAUGAUAUCCCACUCCCAAUUGUGUGAGACGUCUGCUUCCGCAAUAAUCAGCAUAACGAAAUUACCCUUCAGUAGGAGUUCAGCAGUUUUCCAAAAAAAUUCUCAUCUCUUUUUUUGUGAGCAUUGCUGCGAGAGAAAAUUCCUGCUUUGAGCCGCUUUCAGUCGUCGAAGAUGAUUGAUUCCAGUUGAUAGGCCUUUUUCACUUGUCAUGUUAAUAUGUGAAUAUGAGGAGAGUUUCUUUUCCUUGUGUGAUGGUGCCACUUCUGUCAUUGUAAAUGGGUGUUGUAAAAUGCUGGCAUGUUGGUUGGCCUCCAUGCUAGUUUCCUCUGUUGUACGUCAGGAACCAGGGUAUUCGAUUAAUGUUUGAUAGAGAAAAUUUUAUCUUAUGAGGUCUAUGUUUCCAAUUUUUGUUCGGGACUGUAUGAAGGAUUUGUUAUUUUGUUGGGUUUGAGCUUUAUGUUUGUGUACCAUAACACAAA
This is a messenger RNA of Asparagus officinalis (garden asparagus), 2055 nucleotides long. Its product is annotated as phosphatidylinositol 4-phosphate 5-kinase 4-like. The transcript has 3 exons. The record is from RefSeq and is a predicted model, not a curated record. Lineage: Eukaryota; Viridiplantae; Streptophyta; Magnoliopsida; Asparagales; Asparagaceae. The coding region runs from base 194 to 1603 and encodes 469 amino acids.